AUGGAUGAAUCUGAUAUUCAGCGAUGGCUUUAUGUAACAAAUUGUAUCGAGAAGGAAGAAAGUAAUAAAGAUGUUUGUGCCCAAUAUUAUCGACAAUUGUUAGGAAAAGUUUACGAAUGGAAAGCAACAGAUCAAAUACCAGAUCAAAUAGCUGAAUCAUUAAACGAAAGUUUAUUCGAACAAUAUAGUCGUUUACGUGAUUACAAUACGACAUCAAUUGACGCAUUUCAAAAUUUGACAGUAGAUGACGAUUUAUUAGGAGAAUUACUUAGUCAUUUCUCAUCAAAUACAGCUUUUGAAUCAUCAUACGAUAUGGACAAAGAUAAACCAGUUGCAAUAUUUAAAAAUUGCCCGGAUGGAAAAAAUCCAUUCUAUGGU
Molecule: messenger RNA, 378 nt
Organism: Didymodactylos carnosus
Lineage: Eukaryota; Metazoa; Rotifera; Eurotatoria; Philodinida; Philodinidae
Source: the annotation of a GenBank genome assembly